AUGUUGUUGCUCAGCAGAAGUGCCAACUGCCAAGUCGGAGGAUUUGCUUUGGCCUCCAUAGCAUGGAUCCUUUGCAGCAUCUCCACAAGCCUCCCACAGUGGCGAGUCUGGUAUUUGAACGAAACCAUGUUCUCCGAGCCUACCAUAGCCUUUGUAGGAAUAUGGAGAGUCUGCAUUUACCACCAGAACUUCAAGCCUGGUAAUGCCAGAGGGUGUCAUGAAUAUACCUAUCAUGACAACUUUGUUCCUUUGGAUAUUCGUAUCAUUCAACACUUGUUACUGGGCUCCAACGUUCUUGGGUUAAUUGGGACAGUGGCCACCAUUUUUGCUCUUCGAAAUGUGUACACAGGGAACAUACAGAAGAAUGUCGCCUACAAUCCAUUUGUCAUUUCAGCCAUUCUCAACAUCAUUGUCAGUAUCUUUGUCCUCCUUGCUGUCAUAUGCAAUUACUUCUCUGUCAUUCACAAAGCAGGAAUUGCCUUCCCACCAUCUUUCCAUAUGCCUUUGCAGCCACCUAAUCAGAGAAUUGGAAUUGCUAACGUAGUGGCAAGUCUAGCUGCCAUCAUGUUUUUAGGCAGUGGUAUUAUUUUUCUUUCGUACAUCUCUGUUGUGGAAAACCAAGUGUUUCCUGAGGUUUGA
Onychomys torridus (southern grasshopper mouse) is the source of this 639-nucleotide messenger RNA. RefSeq names its product claudin-34-like. Gene Ontology annotation, biological process: cell adhesion; bicellular tight junction assembly. The record is from RefSeq and is a predicted model, not a curated record. Gene Ontology annotation, molecular function: structural molecule activity. Bases 1 to 639 code for a protein of 212 amino acids. The transcript has a single exon. Gene Ontology annotation, cellular component: plasma membrane; bicellular tight junction. NCBI's taxonomy places the organism in Eukaryota, Metazoa, Chordata, Mammalia, Rodentia, Cricetidae.